This is a messenger RNA of Ceratotherium simum simum (southern white rhinoceros), 453 nucleotides long. NCBI's taxonomy places the organism in Eukaryota, Metazoa, Chordata, Mammalia, Perissodactyla, Rhinocerotidae. The record is from RefSeq and is a predicted model, not a curated record.
AUGGCCACCGCCAAUGUUCUCGUCCCUGGAGAGGCCUCACCUCUCCUCAAGAUGCAUUCAGAGCCUAUCAGGUUCCCUCUCCCACCUGUGCUGACGCAGCCGCCCUCCCUCUCUGCAUCUCUGGGAGCAUCAGCCAGAUUCACCUGCACCCUGAGCAGUGGUUUCAAUGUUGGUGACUUCUGGAUAGGUUGGUACCAGCAGAAGCCAGGGAGCCCUCCUCGGUAUCUCCUGUACUACCACUCAGAUUCAGACAAGCACCACGGCUCUGGGGUCCCCAGCCGAUUCUCUGGAUCCAAUGAUGCAUCGACCAAUGCUGGGGUUUUGCUCAUCUCUGGGCUCCAGCCUGAGGAUGAGGCUGACUAUUACUGUUGUACAUAUCAUGGCAACUCAAAGUCUUUCACAGUGCUUCAGACCCAUGGGGAAGUGAGACAAAAACCUCUCGCACAGCUCUGA